ACCAAGCCCUGCCUAUCAGACUGAAGGUGGGCAGGGCUAAAGAAACAGGAAGGUGGAGAAAGCAAGCGUGAGGGGAAGAGAGAGAUACAGAAACAGAGGAAGGGGGUGCGUGUGAGAAGCAGAGAGGUAGACAGAGAUGAGGAGCCACAUUCACUGUGUCUGUGAGGCUGUGUGUGGCAGAACGCUUCUGAUUAGGAACCACAGAACAAUCAGUGCUGAUAGAAAAAGGACCAACAGGACCUAAUCUGGUACCCUGGAUGACACGCUGGUUCGACAACAUUGUGAUAUUCCACUGCUAGAAUUGACCAUCAUAACCUGGGGCUUCUGGAACGUGAUUUGGAACUUGAAAUAGAGACACAUCGCAGGCUGGUAGGGAAGUCUGAGGACCUUGCCAGCUUCCAGAACCAGACCAGAACCAUGUCGGAGCCCAGCGGGAGGGUCCACUCCAAGAAGGCCGGGAUCAGAGCUGCUGUGAUCCUGAUCGGACUUCUGCACAAGUCCAGACGGGCCAAGGAGAGAGAGAGGGAGAAGGAAAGAGAGACGGAGAGAGAGAAAGAGAGAGAACAGAAGCAGGAACUCCUGACCAUUUCCAAUGUCCCCCUGGGAGACUGCCCCCCCUCUCCCCCCCGCACCGCCCCACCAUCUAUGAAGUCUGCAGAGUUCUUCGACAUGUUGGAGAGGAUGCAGGAUGAUUACAUCCCAUACCCAAGAAUAGAAGACGUCCUUGAGAAGGGGGGGCCGUACCCUCAGGUGAUCCUUCCCCAGUUCGGGGGCUACUGGAUUGAGGAUGCCGAGGCCGCUGCGGGCACCCCCACCUCGUCAGAGAGCAGCUUCUGUGAGGACGACGACGGGGGGGGCAUGAGUCCUGGGGGGGGCUUCGGCUUCCGCCUGGAGUGUAACAGCACAGCCAGGGCUUUCCGCAAACAUUUCCUUGGCAGGGAGCAUAUUAACUACUACUGUACAGGCAGCAGCCUGGGGAAUCUGAUCAUGUCCUUGAAGCAUGAGGAGGCUGAAGGACAGGAGUUCCUACGCAUCAUUCUCAGGUCCCGGACCAAAACCCACCAUGACCGGAUCUCUUUGGCCGGGCUCAGCCAGCUCCCUAGCGUCCCCCAGAUUGCCAAGCUGCUGUGUGAUGACGUCACAGGACUGAAGUUUAAUCCUGCCCUCUACCCCCGGGGUUCCCAGCUUGUAGUGGCCUACGACGAGCACGAGGUGAACAAUACCUUCAAGUUUGGCGUAAUCUACCAGAAGUUCGGACAGACGUCGGAGGAGGAGUUGUUUGGGAACAGCGAGGAGACUCCAGCCUUCAGAGAGUUCCUUAGUGUUCUUGGAGACAACAUCGAGUUGCACGAUUUCAAAGGGUUCCGAGGUGGUCUGGACGUGUCUCACGGCCAGACGGGUUCAGAGUCCGUCUACACGGUGUUCCGUCAGAGAGAGAUCAUGUUCCACGUCUCAACCAAGCUACCCUUCACCGAAGGGGACAUACAGCAGCUCCAAAGGAAGAGGCACAUAGGAAAUGACAUUGUGGCGGCCGUCUUCCAGGAAGAGGCCACGCCCUUUGUGCCGGACACGAUCGCCUCCAACUUCCUGCAUGCAUAUGUGCUGGUUCAGGCAGAAAACCCCUGCACAGAACAUACAACCUACAAGGUGUCUGUUACAGCGAGGGAGGACGUUCCUACUUUUGGCCCACCUCUCCCCAACCCAGCAGUUUUCAAGAAGGGCCCUGAGUUCCGCGACUUCCUGCUGACAAAGCUGAUCAAUGCUGAGAACGCCUGCUACAAGUCUGACAAGUUCGCCAAGCUGGAGGGACGAACACGAGCUGCAUUGCUGGAUAACCUGCAUGACGAGUUGCACAGACAAACCCAGGCUACUCUGGGGCUGGGCCAGGCGGGGGAAGAGGACAGGUUGGAGAACGGAGGACACGGGGGACUGCUGGAGUCCUUCAAGAGGGCCAUGCGCGUGAGGAGCCACUCCAUGGAGACCAUGGUGGGCUCCCAUCGUCACGUAGCCCCGGAGGGGGGGGUCCCAGCCAGCCUCAGUGGAGGGGGGCUCCCACAAAGCUCCAGCGAGUGCACCAAGAGCACCUUCACGGUCAGUCAGCCUCCAGGGCUGUCUGCCAAGUCUCCCAUGAAGAGUCCGGUCAAGCGUCGCUCUGGCCUCUUCCCCCGCCUCCACUCCAGCACUGAGAGCCCCACAGAGAGGCACCCACGCAGCGAGGCAAAGACACCAGAAAUCUGCCCGCUGUCACAGGAAAUGCGAUCGGAGACAUCUUCGAACCCAAGCUCACCAGAGAUCUGUCCCAACAAGGAGAGGCCGUUUGUCAAGCUGAAGGAGUUUAGCAGCAGCAGCAGCAGCAGACCCAACAUCUCCCGCUCCUCCUCCUCCACCAGCAGCUUCAGCAGCACCACGGGAGAGACAGAGGCCCUGGAGGAGCUGGAAACAUCGGCCAGUCACCUUGCCAACGCCUCCUCAUCCAUCUUCAACCCAUCUCUCAGUGUUGAGAGCCAAAGCUCUGGAACCCCAGUGAUCAUGUGCCGCAGUCCUACUGAUGUGAAGACUAAAACAUCGCCCAGGUCAAAUUUGAAGUUCCGCUUCGACAAGCUGAGCCACUCCUCUACAUCAGAGUAACCGGACAAGAGCCUGGUGAUAACAAACAUACUGGAAAUGGUGGUUGAUGGAGAAACAAAACACCAAUAACUGCAAAA
Messenger RNA from Hypomesus transpacificus, 2705 nucleotides. It is a transcript of the gene rap1gap2a, whose product is annotated as RAP1 GTPase activating protein 2a. Gene Ontology annotation, cellular component: plasma membrane; cytoplasm. The record is from RefSeq and is a predicted model, not a curated record. Gene Ontology annotation, biological process: activation of GTPase activity; regulation of small GTPase mediated signal transduction. Lineage: Eukaryota; Metazoa; Chordata; Actinopteri; Osmeriformes; Osmeridae. Gene Ontology annotation, molecular function: GTPase activator activity.